Molecule: messenger RNA, 568 nt
Organism: Olea europaea var. sylvestris
Lineage: Eukaryota; Viridiplantae; Streptophyta; Magnoliopsida; Lamiales; Oleaceae
Product: probable LRR receptor-like serine/threonine-protein kinase At1g06840
Exons: 3
Coding region: 208-540 (110 amino acids)
Source: RefSeq, a predicted model, not a curated record
UUGAAAAAGAUGGCUGCUUCGCUCAUUAUCCUCACCAUCAAAAUUCAUUUGUCUACAAAUCUUUACCGCCCUCCAAUGGUGAUCGGGUCAACCCAUUCUCGCUAAACCUCCGGGUUUUAUCUAAAUCCAAAGCCCACUUUUCAAACUGCAAAAUAUCUGCAGCACCUGUGGGAGAUAAGUGUUAAGAUAUUUGACAAUCUUGGGGAAAUGGGCGUUCUCGAGAGGUCCCAGCCAACUUCUGCUAAAAGUGGAGCAAGUUUAAUUUUGUGUUUAUGCUGGUGUUUGAUACUUACAGGUGCGGAUAGCCAAGAAACGCAUCGCGUGGAAGUGAAUGCAUUGCGAAUCAUCAAGAGAAGUUUGACAGACCCAUAUCGGAAUCUUCGUAAUUGGAACAAGGGGGAUCCAUGUACUUCAAACUGGACAGGGGUUUUAUGCUAUAACAGAACAAUGAAUGAUGGUUAUCUUCAUGUCAGAGAAUUGUAUGAUUAUAGUCCUCCCCCUUUUUGCUGUAUCUUAGUUUGUAAUAUAAAAUCUAUUUAAUGUACAAUGGACUUUUACUGCUUCCAAA